This is a messenger RNA of Eremothecium gossypii ATCC 10895, 2928 nucleotides long. RefSeq names its product histone methyltransferase SET1 (gene SET1). Gene Ontology annotation, molecular function: protein binding; histone H3K4 methyltransferase activity. The record is from RefSeq and is marked provisional. The transcript has a single exon. Gene Ontology annotation, cellular component: Set1C/COMPASS complex. Bases 1 to 2928 code for a protein of 975 amino acids. NCBI's taxonomy places the organism in Eukaryota, Fungi, Ascomycota, Saccharomycetes, Saccharomycetales, Saccharomycetaceae.
AUGUCUGGUUAUUACAACCACGUUAAACACCAAGGCUAUUCUCGCUAUGGACAGAAUUCGACGGUGCGGAACGGACAACAUGACGGUCUCAGGUAUCGCAAUCCCAGUCCGGCUCACAAUGGCACAAACGAGGGCGAGGGGUUGCAGGGCUCCAGGUACGAGAACGCAGGAGGCGUAACACAUGCGCGGCGACCUCCUCCAGUGGUAAAGUGGGGCGAAGCGGCGUUUCGCGCAAAGUACCACUAUUUUGACGUUGAGGAGCGCAAGCUGCUCCAUCUGGACGAGAUGAAGCAUUGGCAGAAUGGGCGGCUGCCAGCCAAUGGGUACGUACUGGUCGCCGACGCGGGAAGCAAAGGACGACCAGUGAUGCGAGAGCGUAAUCCCGAGGAGCAGGCCGUGGAUCCGCGUGGGGCGAGGGCUGCACACACGGUGCGACGAGUGCGUUCGCUGCUGACGGCGCUGCCGCGGAUACCCUACGAUGCUCACUGGGUGGGACCAGAACCGCCGAAGGAGGUUGUUGUUUUUCCAAAGCAGCGGGAGCAGGCGCUGUCGGUCCAGGAUCCGAUCAUCAAGAACUUCUUUGGGACGUUUGGCGAAGUCGCGCAUUUUGAGAGCUUUAACGACCCGAACAACGCCUUGCCGCUGAAUAUAUACCUAGUAAGAUAUAUCAAUGUGGAAGGCAACCCGGAUAGUCCCUACAAGGCAGCAUAUAAGGCCGUGAAGCAGUUUGCAAAGCAAGAUUACCUGGUUUCUGGUGCCCGGUUUGCGGUACGAUUGAAUAUGAAUGGCUUUCUGCAGAAAACCAUCGAUAAGUUCGUGACAGAGAACCUGCAGCGCGCCGCCAAGCUACGACAUGAGCAGGCUAAACAGCAGUCAACUGUGCAAAAAGUAACCAACGUAUCCGCAGUGCCCUCUGGAGUUCCACCACCGAAAAUUCCGCUUGGCCUUGAAAGAAUUGUAAACAAUAAACCGAUACUGCGUGUUUCUGCGAGGUUUUGCGCGCUGCAUGGUAUCACAAGCGAAGAUUUCAAAUAUGGAUUGAAGAACUAUCAUUGGACGCGUGUGAUCAAUCAUUACUCAGGCAUAUACAUUAUCUUCGAUGACAUUGCAGAGGCUGAAAAGUGUCUACAGAUGGAGUCGCUUAGACUGACCUUCUUCUCACGUAGGAGGAAAAUCCCCGUAAAGAUCAAGUUUAUGUUAAUAGAACCUAGCCACCAGCCACCAGCCUCUCAACCCCUAACAGACCAGGACGAGGUACCGAAGGUAUAUGAAACCGAAGCUGAAUUGAUCGAAGAAACACUCAAGCAUAUUAUAAAUGAGCUCAAAACAACGUUGUAUAAGGAUAUUCGGAGAAGAUUACUUGGACCUACAAUUUUUGACGCAUUAAACCCUGGGAAUUAUCCGGAUAUUGUCGCAAGAAGACAGAAGGAAGAGGAGGCAAAGAAAGAAAAAGAGAAGGCUAUGGUAGAAAAGACUAAGAAAGAGGCGCCUUCAGCAGCUGCCUUUGAUAUCUUCAACCUGUAUGGUACAGCAUACAAGAAACGUGAUGGUACCAAGGGAAAGAAGCGACAUGUUGCAGAAGGGCGACCAGAGGAAAGUUCUGGCAGAAGACGUAUACAAUCCAAGGGUACUGCGCCAAUGGCACAUAUGCUCAAUUAUGAAUCCUUGAAGGUCAAUGGUACAGCUAGCCCUAUCAAGGAGGCCGAAUCUGAGACCUGUUCUUCGGAUGAGGAAGACGAUGAUAACUUCGAUGUCGAAAUGACGGAUCAGUCGAGUAUCAAGAAGCUCAAACGCGAAUCAACAGCUACUACUCCAGAGCAGGAACCACUGCAAGAGAGGGUAGCGGGAUUAUCUGCUGAGAGGACCAAGGAACUUCUCAGCUAUCCAGAGAAAUACAGACCUCUAGCUGGCGACCAACCUGAACCGAUAUACCCUGAAUUUCUCAUUGAGAAGUAUGAUGAUCCACUUCUUUCUAUUGUAGAUUUACAAAGAAGCGUAAAGGAUAAGGAAGAUAUGGAACUGCUAAAGAAAGUCAUAGCAUAUGAUAGAGAAGAAGUCAAAGAUGUUAUCAAUGACAUCGAAUUUUUUGCCUGGAGGUUACAUAGAGAUUACAAAGAGCAUAAGGAAAACAUGCAACACCAAUCUAAACUAAGCGAGUCCACCUACAAGAACUUGCUGAAUGCUCACGGCGGAUGUUUCAAGCAGCAGGGAUUCAGGAAAAUGCCAGACAAACUAAAGUCUAUUUAUCUUCCACACAGGCGUAAACUAAAUCAACCGCUGAAUACCGUUUAUCAUCAUGGAAUCGAAGACUUUGCCAAUACAGACAAUAAUAAAAUGGAUACUGACCCUCCAGAAGACACUUUCACUCCGGAGCAAACGUCCUCAAGGGUCAAUAGGGCUCUGCAACGCAGAUUCCAGCAGGAUAUAGAAGCCCAGAAGGCAGCCAUAGGUACCGAAUCAGAACUGCUGUCUUUAAACCAAUUGACUAAGCGCAAAAAACCAGUUACCUUCGCGCGCUCUGCCAUUCACAACUGGGGCCUUUAUGCGCUGGAGCCAAUUUCUGCAAAGGAGAUGAUCAUAGAAUAUGUCGGUGAGCGAAUCCGACAGCCCGUUGCGGAGAUGAGGGAAAAGAGGUAUCUAAAGAGCGGUAUCGGCUCGAGUUACCUAUUCCGUGUUGAUGAGAGUACCGUAAUUGAUGCGACUAAGAAAGGAGGAAUCGCGCGCUUUAUAAACCACUGCUGCGACCCAAGCUGUACAGCUAAGAUUAUAAAGGUCGGCGGUAUGAAACGAAUUGUUAUUUAUGCUUUGCGGGACAUCGCAGCUAAUGAGGAACUGACUUACGAUUAUAAGUUCGAGAGGGAAACUGAUGAUGAGGAAAGGCUCCCUUGCCUCUGUGGAGCUCCAAAUUGCAAGGGAUUCCUCAACUAA